Molecule: messenger RNA, 1812 nt
Organism: Nerophis lumbriciformis (worm pipefish)
Lineage: Eukaryota; Metazoa; Chordata; Actinopteri; Syngnathiformes; Syngnathidae
Gene: stard14
Product: START domain containing 14
Molecular function (GO): lipid binding
Source: RefSeq, a predicted model, not a curated record
AUUUUGUCCCCUCUCCAAUUCCGUAGCUGCACCUAACUUCCGGAAGCAUCGUGACGUCAACGAAGGCAAACAUGUUUAGAAGCCCUAGUAUAACUGAUACUAGUGAUUGUUUCAAUAAAUAAUUAAAUACAAUACUAAUUAUAAUAACGAGCCGGGGUUUUGAACAGUUCUUUAAAAAGAACAGUUCCUCAAAGAGCUAUAAAAUCCCAUCGCUACUUUGGACCACUUGUAGUAUUUUGUCCCCUCCCCUAUCCCGUAGCUGCACCUAACUUCCCUAAGUACCGUGACGUCACACGCAGGUGAGCAGAAGAAAUGGCUCAGGAAUUCGGCAAAAAUGCUGCUCGACUUGAUUGGGGCGAUCACUCCGGCUUAAAUCAGCGCCACUACGUCCCGCAGCUUGUAGUCUCGCCCGGCCCCGCACCUGAGCACACCUGCGGCACACAACACCUACGAAGAAGAAACGUGUUUUUUUGUCUCUCGGAGAGGAUUGACGCCAUGUCCUUCUCCAGCAUCUUACCUGACGAGGCUGCCUUCGAGGACUUCAAGAGGCAGUGCCUGUCCACGGACACCUGGCAGAUCAGGUACAACAGCCACGACAGCCAAGUGUGGUCGGAGGCCACGGACAAGGGGAACCAGGUUGCAGCCAAAAUACACAAACUCAAGUGUAAAAUCAACAUCAAGGAUGUCUCGGCCGCCACCAUGUAUGACGUCCUGCAUGACAGCCAGUACCGGAAGCAGUGGGACCCCAACGUGUUGGAGAGUUACGACGUGGCCCGCCUCUCCGCCUGCGCCGACUUGGGCUACUACUCAUGGUCUUGUCCGCGGCCGAUCAAGAACCGGGACGUGGUCACGCUGCGCUCGUGGCGAGUGGCCGAUGACGAGUACAUCAUCAUCAACUUCUCCGUCAAACAUCCAAAGUUUCCUCCUUCCAGCGACCUGGUUCGAGCCAUUUCCAUCCUCACAGGCUAUUACAUAAAGCCCACGGGGCCAAACAGCUGCACUUUCACCUACCUCUCGCAAGCCGACCCCAAAGGUUCUCUUCCAAAGUGGGUGGUCAACAAAGCCUCGCAAGUUCUGGCACCAAAGGUGCUGAAGUGCGUGCACAAGGCGGGUCAGAAAUACCCCGAGUGGAAGCAGAAGAACUCCCCAGACCAGAAGCCCUGGUUGUACCCGGAGCAGAACACCCUGCCUUUGAUGGACCCCGCAGAACUGUCCAUCCAGAGAGCCGACUCGCUGGAGAACGUGGACGAGAGUUCCAAGGAGGAGGAAAACUAGGUUACGAGAAAAAAAAGGAUGUAGGCCAACUCUCAGGAAUAUUCUUGCAGGUUUACAGCUCAAUGAAGGGAUGGAAAAGAGCAGAUUUUAGUGGUCUUAGCUUGUUUUAUUACUUUUGGGGUUUAAGGAGAGCAUUGUUGCAGCACUACAUUUAUUCUUGCUUCAGACCUCUCGUCUCAACCUGAAGAAGAGUUUACACAGUGUGUGUUUUUUUGUUUUUUUUUACUGCUUGAAGAACAUGAGCGAUACAGAUGUUUGAAAUGAUAUUGGACUUUAAUUCUCAUAUGCGAUACUGGAAAAGUCAAUUCUAUUUAUUCCGGUCGUGUGCAAAUCUUGUAAAUAGUUUUGUGUCGUCACGCUAAUAUCACACAGCUGUUUAAUUUAUUUCACGCUCGGAUGAAGUGGAUGUUGAGAAAGCAGUCUGACAUGAAGCCUGCUGGCAGACAGAUUUUUCUUGUGAUGAUGAUGCUGAUGUGUAAGGUCUGCCUGCCUGUCACCCUUUUUUUCAACUAAAAUAAACCUGCUGUGGUUAACUUA